AUGUCAGUUGAUCGAGAAAACAAUGAUGGGAUUGAUGAUGAAAUAGCUGCACCAAAGAACACAAAACCGUUACCUGAAGAAAAGCUUAACAGUAUUCGCCCAUUUAUCGGGAAAGAAUUUGAAUCACAAGAUGAAGCCUACGAUUUCUAUAACCGGUAUACAGAUGCUAAAUCAAGGAUGGAUUAUUACUAUUUUGGCGACGUAGUUUGUUUUGAUCCUACCUAUAGUACAAAUAGGUACGACAUGCCAUUCGUUCCAAUAGUGGGAGUUAAUCAUCAUUAUCAAACUGUAUUGUUUGGUGGCGCUUUGCUUUAUUCUCAAAGUGAGGAAUCAUUUGAAUGGGUAAUGAAAACAUGGAUGAGGGCGAUGCACGGCAAAGCACCGAAAGUUAUUCUUACAAAUCAAGAAUCAGCUGUUGGAUGUGCUAUAGCACAUGUUCUUCCAGGUACGCGUCACAAAUUUUUCUUAUGGCAUAUAUGUCGAAAUGCUAUGAAAAAUUUGUCGAAUGUAACAAAAGAAUUCGUUUCAGAAUUUAACAAGUGCUUAUAUGGAUAUGAAAGGAUAGAAGAGUUUGAUCUAGGUUGGGCUACGAUGCUUAAAAAUCAUAAUUUGGAAAAAAACAAAUGGUUAUCAACAUUAUACGGUAAACGUGAAUGCUGGGAUUCAGUUUACACGCGUGACAUAUUUUGUGCAGAUAUGUAUACAACACAAAGAAGUGAGAGUAUCAAUUCUUAUUUUGAUGGAUUUUUAAGAAGAGAUAUGCCUUUGUGUGAAUUUGUCUGGCAGUUUCUAAGAGCAGUAGUUGCAAGAAGAGAGGUUGAAAACAGUAUGGACUAUGAUACAAUAUACAGAAGGCCAGUUUUUAGAUUUGGGAUGUCUAUUGAGGAAGAUGCAGCUUUGGUGUACACAAAAACAAUUUAUGCUAAAUUCCUAGAACAGUUAACUGCAUGUUUUAUAUAUUCUCAUGAAAUGGUGGACAAAAGUGGAACAAUGUCGACUUAUAAAUUAUCCGGGCAGGGAUAUGAGCAUAAAUUCCGGACAGUGAUAUAUGACUUUUCUAGUAAGAGUGCCCAAUGCAGCUGUCUGUUAUAUGAAUUUGCUGGUUAUUUGUGUAGACACAUAUUAAGGGUUUUCGUAGUCGAGAAUGUUCAAAAUCUUCCAUCUCAACAUGUACUGCGACGGUGGACCAAAGAUGCUAAAGUCGGACAAGUGGUGUUUGACCAAGGUGAAGAAAUUGUAGUUGAUUGUCAGGAUACGGUUACAGUCAGAUAUAGUAAACUCUGUCAAGAUGCGAUCAAUAUUGCAGUUAAAGGUUCGACAUCAAUCCCGGUAUAUAACGUGGCAGUGCAAGUGUUACAAAAUGCUUUAAUGGAAAUUGAGAAAGCUAUAAAAUCUUCUCAAGUAAAUACUGGCGGACAACCUGAUGUUACACAAUAUGAGAAUAUUACAAGCCAUGAAGAAAUUAUACAGAACCAGCCAAAUUUUCGCAGAUUAUUGAAAGAACCACCGAUUGUAAAGCGUAAAGGAAAACCUGGUAGAAGGAAGUCAUGGAUUGACAUGCUCAACAGGAAUCGAAAGGAAAAGGAAACGAAGGGAGAAACAUGA
Molecule: messenger RNA, 1605 nt
Organism: Papaver somniferum (opium poppy)
Lineage: Eukaryota; Viridiplantae; Streptophyta; Magnoliopsida; Ranunculales; Papaveraceae
Product: protein FAR1-RELATED SEQUENCE 5-like
Exons: 2
Coding region: 1-1605 (534 amino acids)
Biological process (GO): regulation of DNA-templated transcription
Molecular function (GO): zinc ion binding
Source: RefSeq, a predicted model, not a curated record